Messenger RNA from Ochlerotatus camptorhynchus, 873 nucleotides. RefSeq lists its product as uncharacterized. The transcript is spliced from 3 exons. NCBI's taxonomy places the organism in Eukaryota, Metazoa, Arthropoda, Insecta, Diptera, Culicidae. The coding region runs from base 1 to 873 and encodes 290 amino acids. The record is from RefSeq and is a predicted model, not a curated record.
AUGGUUGUUCCAAAAAAGUCUUCCACCAUCGAGACCACCACCGCCGCCAAGUGCCAGCAUUCCGUGACGCCGUCCAAAAUCCCUCGACCAGACUCCCGAAAAGAUACAUCACUAUCUGAUUUUCUAAAGCCAUCCAGCGCUGCUCCGCGGACCGCAGUUUUUGAUCUGAACGGUCGCAUAGUGAAAAAAUCAUCUUCCAAAGAUGACUGCCCCGUCGCAGUGCAAACUGCUGAAGCCACUGCCAAUAAAGAAAUCCUUUGUGUUCAAUCUGAACCAUUAGCCAUUACCGACGACCAUUUAUUAAGGCAGCAAGUCAGCCAGGAGAUCCUGCAGCGAGAUGGUUCAGUCACCAUCCGAACCAUCAAGACGGUCAGCUUGGAUAAUUCGACUACGGCAACACUAACGGAAAUUUCUAACAAACCACCAUCAAGCUUCCUGGUCGGUGACAAUAGCUUUGACGGAAGCACCCUGCAGAUAUCUCAGAGUCAAGCGAUAUUCAAUUACAUUCACGAGGAAAAUAAUAUGCCCAGUUCAACAAGUCGCGAGGGCGAUCGUGUGCAGAAAAUCGCAAGCCGGUGUAGUUUCGUUAACAUCUGCGAGAAAGAAUGCAGUGAUCGUAAGCCUAAACGGGGCUUUCCGUGGGCGGCUUUUUGGAAUGGAAUUAUGGCACUGAUGAUCGUGUUACUGCUUGCCAUUACAUUGCUGGUGAAUUAUCACCAAUUGAUGGCCAUUUGGUAUGGGUAUGAAUUGAAAAAGGAUUUAACUGUCCCGAUAGAAGAAAGUUACUUUGAGAAAUGGGCCAACUUUUUGUUGAGAUUCUGGAUGGAUGUGAAAAAUUUCAUAGUUCUGGACGAAUUAAACGAUGAGUUGUGA